AAAGGCAAGUUUUCUUAUGCAUGCAUGCUAUUGCUAAGCUCAGUUCAGCUGCAUGGUUUGGCUAAUAUUCUAAGUCGCUCUUUGCUUUUGUAUGGAUGGCUGGCUGGAGCCAUGGGAGGUUUCCACUGGAGCACCGGAAAGGAGGAUGAAAAAAUAAAUGGGAUGAGCAUGUGGGCCUACCCAUCUAGCUGCGCGACCUUACUUAGCAUGUAAGAAUACGGCCGCCGGCGACGACGACCCGUCCAUCUCCUCCUUCCCCCUCCCUCGUCCAUCCAAGAAUCAAUGGCCACUCCUCCAGCACACUCCUGCUUGGGCGAGACUCUGCUACUGCUGCUUUACUCCUUCAUGUUCCUCUCCUCCGUCUCACUCGCUCAGAUGCCUGGUUUCGUCAGCAUAGAUUGUGGAGGCACUGCCAAUUACACAGACGAGUUGGGCCUGCGGUGGACCUCCGAUGCCAGCCUGAUCCCCUCCGGCACGCCCAUCUCUCUCAACACCACCUCCUCCUCUGAAAAGCGCACCCAGUACACCACCCUGCGCGCCUUCCCUGCCGAUGACAAGAAGUAUUGCUACACGCUCAACGUCACAAUACGGACACGCUACCUCCUCCGUGCCACAUUCCUAUACUCUGACUUCGACCACAACAGCAACGUGUUUCCGGAGUUUGAUCUCUACCUCGGCGCCACCCGCUGGUCGACCAUCGUCAUCUAUGACGACUCCCGCAUCGUCACCAGGGAGGCCAUUGUGCUGGCUCCCACCAAUACUAUCAGUCUCUGCCUCUCCAACGCCACCACGGGCCAGCCAUUCAUCUCCACGCUCGAGCUCCGACAGCUCAAUGGCUCGCUGUAUUACACUGCUGAUGAGGCCAGCUACUUCCUCAGCCUCGCCGCCAGGAUCAAUUUCGGCGCACCCACCACAGAUCCUGUCAGGUACCCAGAUGAUCCCUAUGACAGGAUAUGGGAGUCAGACAUGGUGAGGAGGGCCAACUACCUGGUGGAUGCCGCUCCUGGUACCAUCAAUGUGUCAACCGACAAGCCAGUCUUCGUCAGCACCAACGAGAGGCCACCUCAAAAGGUGAUGCAAACGGCAGUUGUAGGCUCUCUCGGCGAGCUCACGUAUCGGCUCAACCUGAACGGUUUUCCGGGAAAUGGGUGGGCGUUCUCCUACUUCGCAGAGAUCGAGGAGUUCGUUGUGCCCGAGACGCGCAAGUUCAAGCUCUUCAUCCCUGGCCUGCCCGACGUCAGUAAACCCACGGUCGACAUUGGCGAGAACGCACCAGGGAAGUACCGGCUGUACGAGCCAGGGUACUUCAACGCGUCGCUCCCCUUUGUGCUCUCGUUUGCGUUCAAGAAGACGAAUGAUUCGUCCAAGGGUCCUAUCCUCAAUGCUUUUGAGAUUUACAAGUAUGUUCAGAUUGAGCUUGGGUCGCCGGAUGCACCUGCUAUGGCUAGUCUUGUCUCACGGUACACGUUCUUCGCUGAUUGGGCACGAGAAGGUGGCGAUCCGUGCCAGCCUUCGCCAUGGUCUUGGGUCAAAUGCUCUGCAGAACCACAAUCAAGAGUGGUUUCAAUAAAUCUUUCAGGAAAGAACUUGACGGGGAGCAUACCCCCGGAACUAGCGGCUUUGCCAUGCCUGGCAGAAAUCCGACUUGAUAACAAUAUGCUGACUGGCCCAAUAUCAGACCUCACUGCCUCUUCAAACCUUUCAGUCAUUCAUUUUGAGAACAACCAGCUGACUGGCAGUGUGCCUUCAUAUUUGAGCAGCUUGCCCAAGCUCACUGAGCUGUAUCUUCAGAAUAACAAGCUAUCUGGAGACAUUCCCAAGGCUCUGAUAAGUAGAGGCAUUAUUUUAAACUAUGCAGGCAACAGCCUCCAAGUAGGAAAGCAAGAGAAGCACCACUUAAUAAUCAUUAUAUCUUCUCUGCUUGGAGUAUCCUUGUUACUUGUAGUUUCUCUCUGCUGCUAUGUGCUAACGCGUAAAGCCAUCAAGAAAAACUCACCAGAAGAUGACCUUACAAAGGUUCUGCCUGAACAAAAGUUACAGAAGUCAAGUGCGCUUUCAUGUGAAAUCGCCACCGAGACGGCUCAUCCCUUCAGAUUAUGUGACCUCGAGGCGGCCACCAAGAACUUUGCAAACAGGAUCGGGUCUGGAGGUUUCGGGAUAGUGUAUUAUGGAAAGCUUUUAGAUGGAAGGGAGAUCGCAGUGAAAGUGCCAACAAACGAUUCAUACCAAGGGAAGAAGCAGUUUACAAAUGAGGUAUCCUUACUUUCAAGAAUACACCAUAGGAAUCUGGUAGCAUUUCUAGGAUACUGCCAUGAAGAUGGGAGAAACAUUUUGGUUUAUGAGUUCAUGAUGAAUGGGACUCUGAAAGAGCAUCUUCAUGGGCGAGACAAGCACAUUAGCUGGAUCCAGCGUCUUGAAAUCGCAGAGGAUUCAGCAAAAGGAAUAGAGUACCUUCACAGUGGAUGCACGCCUUCGAUCAUCCACCGGGACAUCAAGACGAGCAACAUCCUGCUGGACAAGCAGAUGCGAGCGAAGGUCUCCGACUUUGGGCUGUCCAAGUUCGUUGCCGACGAGUCCCACGCGUCGACCAAUGUCCGCGGCACACUGGGCUACCUGGAUCCGCAGUACUACACCUCCCAGCAGCUGACGGAGAAGAGCGAUAUCUACAGCUUCGGGAUCAUCCUGCUGGAGCUCAUCUCCGGCCGGCCCCCGAUCUCCACCAUGACCUUCGGGGAGCACUUCCGGAACAUCGGUCCCUGGGCCAAGUUCUACUACGAGAGCGGCGACAUCGAGGCGAUCGUGGACCCGGCGAUCGCCGGGGAGUACCACGACGUGCACUCGAUCUGGAAGAUCGCGGAGACGGCGGUGCGGUGCAUCGACGCGGACGCUAGGCGUCGGCCGUGCAUGGGCGAGGUGGUGAAGGAGGUGCAGGAGGCCAUCGCGCUGGAGAGGCCCCGCAGCGAGGCGGCGUCGGACCGGAGGACGCCGCCGUCGUUCCCGUUCUCGCCGGCGGGGGCGAGGUCGGGCACGGUGCGGUCGCACGACAUGGUCAUGGACAACCUCCUGCACGACGACUCGUCCUUCUCGGAGACCCUCAAGUACCCGGAGCUGCGGUAGCUGGAGUAUGCCACGGGCAGGGUUGCUUUGAACUGUUUUCUGCAUUGGGAAUUGGCUCGAUUUUUGCUCAUCGGCUCCUGAUUUGUUGGAGGAAAUGUCUAUAUGGCGUUGUAAACUAAGAUUCAUAUUUAGACGUUCUUAGCAUCA
This is a messenger RNA of Lolium perenne, 3264 nucleotides long. Its product is annotated as probable LRR receptor-like serine/threonine-protein kinase At1g67720. Lineage: Eukaryota; Viridiplantae; Streptophyta; Magnoliopsida; Poales; Poaceae. Gene Ontology annotation, biological process: protein phosphorylation. Gene Ontology annotation, molecular function: ATP binding; protein kinase activity. The record is from RefSeq and is a predicted model, not a curated record.